This is a messenger RNA of Myxocyprinus asiaticus (Chinese sucker), 2873 nucleotides long. Its product is annotated as gastrula zinc finger protein XlCGF8.2DB-like. Gene Ontology annotation, biological process: regulation of transcription by RNA polymerase II. Bases 159 to 1277 code for a protein of 372 amino acids. Lineage: Eukaryota; Metazoa; Chordata; Actinopteri; Cypriniformes; Catostomidae. The record is from RefSeq and is a predicted model, not a curated record. Gene Ontology annotation, molecular function: DNA-binding transcription factor activity, RNA polymerase II-specific; RNA polymerase II cis-regulatory region sequence-specific DNA binding. The transcript is spliced from 3 exons.
GUGGCGUUGAUGUUGUGACUUCAGAAAAAUUGCGCCAAAUCUCCUGUCUUCUGUGAUUCGGCUGAUAUAAGAUCUCUGCUUCUUCUUCUAGAAAUAUUCUCAUCUUUCAAGUUGGAGCAGGAGUAACUCUGUGACCGCACAUACUACCUGAAGAAAAGAUGGAGUUUAUUAAAGAGGAGAGUGAAGACAUCAGUAUUCCAGAUCUGUGUGCAAUAAAAAAGGAAGCUAUGGAGGAACAUAAAGACCAGAUGGAAGAGAAAAAGGAAAGCCAAGAACUAAAUGAAGAGGAGAAGAAAUAUCACCAUCAGAAACCUGCUGAUUUCAUAACUGGACAAAAAUCGUAUAGUUGCUCACAGACUGAAAUGAAUUUUGCACUAAAAAGAACAAAAGCAGAAAAAGCCAUGUGCCCUCAAUGUGGAAAGAGUUUCACAAAAAAAGGAAACCUUAAGAGUCACAUAAAAAUUCACACUGGAGAGAAGGCUUUCACUUGUCUUCAGUGUGGAAAAAGUUUCAUACAGAAAGUACACCUUUCUAUACACACGAGAAUUCACACUGGAGAGAAGCCUUUCACAUGUCUUCAGUGUGGAAAGAGUUUCAGACACAAAGUACACCUUACAAAUCACAUGAGAAUUCACACUGGAGAGAAGCCUUAUACAUGUCUUCAGUGUGGAAAGAGUUUCAGACAAAGAGUAAACCUUACAAAUCACAUGAGAAUUCACACUGGAGAGAAACCUUUCACUUGCAAUAAGUGUGGAAAAAGUUUUGCAGAAAAAAAGAGUAUUAAAACCCACAUAAGAAUUCACACUGGAGAGAAGCCUUUUACAUGUCUUCAGUGUGGAAGGAGUUUCAGACACAAAGUAAACCUUACAAAUCAUAUGAGAAUUCAUACUGGAGAGAAACCUUUCACUUGUUCUCAGUGUGGAAAAAGUUUUGCAGAUAAAAAGAGCAUUAAAAUCCACAUAAGAGAUCACACUGGAGAGAAGCUUGAUGCAUGUCUUCAGUGUGGAAAGAAUUUCAGACACAAAGUAAACCUUACAAAUCACAUGAGAAUUCACACUGGAGAGAAGCCUUAUUCAUGUCAUCAGUGUGGAAAGAGUUUCUCAAGUUCAAGUAGCCUAAAAAGGCAUAGAAAUGUUCAUUCAGAAAAUAAAUUACACCACUGUUCACAUUGUGGCAAGAGUUUUAAUCAGGCAAGAAAACUCAAAAAUCAUCAGCGCUCUCACUCUGGCUUCACAGACAAAAAUACCCUUGAGAAUCACAUGAAAAUUCCGUUUUGACACACACAUAUCAAAUUGAAGAACAAACAGGUGUGACUUCAUUUAGAACAAAAUCUGGCCAAAAAGGUGGUUAGUUUGUUUCGGUGGUUCGUAAUGGCUCGCCAGGGUGAACUUUCAGGAAAACUUCGUACCGACUGCUCAACACCUUCCUACCAUUAGUUCACGUCAUCGGUACUGUAGGUGUGACAUGGAGCUCCACCUACUUUGAGACCUACAGCUCAUUCCUGUUCAGUCAGUUAAGAUUAGUCAACAUGAACACACCGCUAUUCUUAGCUAGCGAGCUGGGACUGUAAUCACAAAAAAUCUUAAGGCUAAAAGCAGUUAACGUGGAAAUUUAUGAGCAACACUUAAAAAUUAGGGGCGUGCUACUUUAAAAGUGAUUCAUGAAGCAUUUCAAUGCUUCCUAAACCCACAACACCAAAGAAGUCCUCCUGAGGACUUUUAAAUCCAUAAAAGUGACUCACAAAUGAUCUGUAGCAUGUCUGCUGCCGUCAAUUGUUAAGAAAUAAACCUUUUAAAAAGUUAUCUUCUGAAUUGCAAGGGUGUUUUCAUGAUUACUAUAUUAGUUAGAGAUGGAUUUAACUCUCCCACAAAUCGAAACAACCCAGUUAAACCAGAGAUAAAGGUUUUGAAAAUCCUGCACUUACUGGCCACAGGAAAAAUAAAACUGUGUUGCAUGGAUUAAUUAGGAAUUUCAGUCAUCCGUCAGCAGAAUCAUCUAACUAUAUAUGCCCUCUCCAGAACGCACAUUAUCCGACAAUUUGAUAGUUUAUAUUGUAUGUUUUCUUUUGGAUGCAUGCUCAUUGCAGAGAAAAAGGCAGCAUUCACGGCCAUCGCGGGGCUACACGGUGUAGUUGAUACAGUAGACGGGACACACGAUUGUUUCAUUGCACCAACUAUAAAUCUCUGUAUUUUUGUGCAUUCAGCUUUCCUUCAACCCUAACCAUUCCCCCAGUCCCUGCUGCAGAAAAACACCCCCACAGCGUGAUGCUACCACCACCAUGCUUCACCAUUGGGAUGGUAUUGCGCAGGUGAUAAGCGGUGCCUGGUAUCCUCCAGACAUGACGCUUAGAAUUGAGGCCAAACAGUUUUCGUUUCAUCAGACCAGAGAAUCUUGUUUUUCAUGGUCUUGAGAGUCCUUUAGGUGCUUUUUUGCAAAUUCCAAGUGGGCUUUCAUGUGUCUUGCACUGAGGAGAGGCUUCCGUCUGGCCACUCUGCCAUAAAGCCCAGCUCGGUGGAGCGUUGCAGUGAUGGUUGUCUUUCUGCAAGUUUCUCCCAUCUCCACGCAUGAUCUCUGGAGCUCAACCAGAGUGACCAUCAGGUUCCAUCUGCAGGCAGUUCCUUUGACAUCAUGGCUUGGUUUUUGCUCUGAUAUGCAUUUUCAGCUGUGAGUCUUUAUAUAGACAGGUGUGCGCCUUUCCAAAUUAUGUCCAAUCAAUUGAAUUUGCCACAGAUGGACUCCAUUCAAAGUGUAGAAACAUCUCAAAUAUGAUCCAGAGAAAUGGGAUGCACCUGAACUAAAUUUCAAGUGUCAUAGCAAAGGGUCUGAAUACUUAUGACAAUGUGAUAUUUCAGUUUUUUCUUUUUUAAUAAAUU